AUGUCGCCACGAAGCGAAUAUAGAAAGUUACUAAACUUAAGCGUAAUUCAUAUUCUAUCGAACAAUAAAAAACAAACUGUCACCUAUACUAAAGAAACUGGGAGGAAUAAAGCCGUGACAGCCUUUAAGCUUGAUCCUAGCAUGGUUGGUCAUUGGAUUAAA
Molecule: messenger RNA, 162 nt
Organism: Racocetra persica
Lineage: Eukaryota; Fungi; Glomeromycota; Glomeromycetes; Diversisporales; Gigasporaceae
Source: the annotation of a GenBank genome assembly